Crotalus tigris (Tiger rattlesnake) is the source of this 5855-nucleotide messenger RNA. RefSeq names its product solute carrier family 6 member 5 (gene SLC6A5). Gene Ontology annotation, molecular function: glycine:sodium symporter activity. The transcript has 16 exons. The coding region runs from base 224 to 2608 and encodes 794 amino acids. The record is from RefSeq and is a predicted model, not a curated record. Gene Ontology annotation, cellular component: membrane. Gene Ontology annotation, biological process: glycine import across plasma membrane; synaptic transmission, glycinergic; sodium ion transmembrane transport. NCBI's taxonomy places the organism in Eukaryota, Metazoa, Chordata, Lepidosauria, Squamata, Viperidae.
GCCGCUUUAAAAAUUCGAAUCCGAGGGUAAUGAUUUAUCAAACUCUUAUUAUCACAAAAAUGUCAUAGGAAGGGUACCUUGCUAUGCACUGACGCAAACCCAGUCUUUCUCACGGAGCUAUAGAAAGCUUUGCUCUUAACGGAGCAAAAUUCACUCCACCCUUUUCGCCCCAGCUCCUGCAGCCUUCUAUCUCUACAAGAUUUUGUCCGAUGCUAUUGUAAAUAUGGAUUACGCCUAUCCCAAGGAGAUGAGCGAGCAGCUGGUUCAGAGCCCUGACGUGGUCGCCCCUGGGCCACUGGAGAGGGCAAGAAUCCACAGAAACAGUCCCGAAACCGAACAGCCGCAGAACUUCCAGUCCCAAGUCCCACCUCAGCUGGCUAAAAUGGCCUCAGCUCUCUCAGGCGACAGCCACUCUUUGCCCUCCGACGAAGGGCAACCCAAAAAGACCGAGCGCACCAAAGUUGGGAUCGGCAAAAUCGCCUCGGCACAAGGCAACCCCCCAGCCGACCAAGAUCCCCCCGAUCCUUGCACGCUCAAGAAUGCCCCCUGCGCAGGGAAUGCCGCACCAGCUAACAUUGCCCCCUGCAAAAUCGUUCCCUUGCAAAGCGCGGUUGGGCCGGCUAAUCAAAGUCUUGGUAAGAGCGUGCUGGAGCCAAACAAUACCAAGGCCGGCUGGGUGAACAUGAGCCAGAGUACCGUGGUGUUGGGCACAGAUGGAAUCGCAUCUGUUCUGCCUGGCACCAUCACUGAGCAGGAGGACGAUGAAGGAGAUGAAAAUAAAGCCCGGGGCAAUUGGUCUAGCAAGCUGGACUUCAUCCUCUCCAUGGUGGGUUAUGCAGUAGGGCUGGGCAAUGUCUGGAGGUUCCCGUACCUGGCCUUUAAGAAUGGGGGAGGUGCAUUUCUUAUUCCCUAUUUGACAAUGCUGGCUCUGGCUGGAAUUCCUAUCUUUCUCUUGGAAGUUUCUCUGGGACAAUUUGCUAGUCAGGGACCUGUGUCUGUCUGGAAAGCCAUCCCUGCCUUACAAGGUUGUGGCAUUGCAAUGCUGAUUAUCUCUGUCCUAAUAGCCAUAUAUUAUAAUAUUAUAUUGUGCUAUACACUUUUCUACCUUUUUGCAUCCCUUGUACCUGUAUUACCUUGGGCUUCCUGUAAUAAUCUGUGGAAUACACCUGAUUGUAGAGAUAAAAACAAACUUUUGUUAGAUUCCUGCAUCAUUGGUGACCAUCCCAAGUUGCAAAUAAAAAACUCUACUUCUUGUAUGAGUGCCUAUCCAAACUUGACAAUGGUCAAUUAUACCAGCCAUGUCAACAAGACUUUUGUCAGUGGCAGUGAAGAAUAUUUCAAGUACUUUGUGUUGAAGAUUUCUGCAGGAAUUGAAUAUCCUGGUGAAAUCAGGUGGCCUUUGGCACUGUCUCUCUUUCUAGCUUGGGCAAUUGUCUAUGCUUCCCUGGCUAAAGGAAUAAAAACAUCAGGAAAAGUGGUAUAUUUUACUGCUACAUUCCCAUAUGUAGUGCUUAUCAUCUUACUUAUCAGAGGAGUUACCCUGCCAGGAGCUGGGGCUGGAAUAUGGUACUUCAUCACACCUAAAUGGGAGAAAUUAAUUGAUGCUAUGGUGUGGAAAGAUGCUGCUACUCAGAUAUUUUUCUCUUUAUCUGCUGCAUGGGGUGGUCUGAUUACUCUGUCUUCCUAUAACAAAUUCCAUAACAAUCUAUACAGGGACACCUUGAUAGUAACUUGUACCAACAGUGCCACCAGUAUAUUUGCAGGCUUUGUCAUCUUUUCAGUGAUUGGAUUCAUGGCCAAUGAGCUCAAAGUGGAUAUUGAAGAUGUUGCAGACCAAGGUCCUGGCAUUGCAUUUGUGGUAUAUCCUGAAGCUUUAACUAGGCUUCCACUUUCCCCGUUUUGGGCUAUAAUCUUCUUCUUGAUGCUUCUUACACUUGGAUUGGACACAAUGUUUGCCACUAUUGAAACCAUAGUGACAUCUGUUUCAGAUGAAUUUCCAAAGUAUUUACGUACCCACAAGCCACUGUUCACUCUUGGAUGCUGCAUUUCCUUUUUCAUCAUGGGUUUUCCUAUGAUCACUCAGGGUGGGAUGUACAUGUUGCAGCUUGUGGACACCUAUGCAGCAUCUUAUUCUCUUGUUAUAAUAGCCAUCUUUGAACUUGUUGGCAUUUCGUACAUUUAUGGCUUGCAAAGAUUUUGUGAAGACAUUGAAAUGAUGAUUGGAUUCCAGCCAAAUAAAUUCUGGAGAGUCUGUUGGGCUUUUGUGACCCCAACUAUUUUAACAUUCAUCCUUUCCUUCAGCUUCUAUCAGUGGGAGCCAAUGACUUAUGGCACCUAUCAUUAUCCAGGAUGGUCAAUGUUAUUAGGAUGGUUGAUGUUGGCUUGCUCUGUUAUCUGGAUUCCUAUUAUGUUUGUGAUAAAAAUGCACCUAGCUCCUGGAAACUUCAUUGAGAAGCUCAAGUUGGUCUGCUCUCCUCAACCAGAUUGGGGGCCAUUUUUGGCUAAACAUCGUGGUGCGCGUUAUCAGAAUAUGAUAGAUCCACUGGGGACAUCUUCGCUUGGACUUAAACUGCCACCAAAAGAUUUUGAAUUGGAAAUACAAUCCUAGUAAUUCUCCUCCUUGUGGCUAUGUUGUACAGUUCUUUCUUUCUUUCUUUCUUUCUUUCUUUCUUUCUUUCUUUCUUUCUUUCUUUCUUUCUUUCUUUCUUUCUUUCUUUCUUUCUCUGAAAGUGGUUUUUUAGGAAGUAAGAUUUAUUGUUGCAUGCUCACAGUAAAUGCUAGAUAGACCACUUUAAGCACUAGAUUUUGUUCUUCAUACCCAUUGGUGCCAGGUAGGAAUACUUCACUGUAGAAGAGUAACAGAUGUUGCAGUAGGAUAAAUUGUUUUGUGAAUGCUGGGCCAAUUUUGCUCUUAGGGCUAAUUUACAUAAUUUGAUUUGUUUGUUGCAGCCACAUGGGUAGAAUACAAUAAUGCAAUUGCUGACACCAUAUGGACACCCAGAGAACAUUGCUUCAGUGUAACAGACAAACCAGUGGAUUGGCCACUUCGUAACAGCACUGGGUUGUUAAUUGAUUGGGGGUUGUACACCUGUGAUUGUUAUGUUCUUGGGAUCUUAAAAAAACAACCAACCAACCUAGCACAAAAGUAUUAUAUGAUAUGAAAAAAACCAGCAAGGGCAAAGCAAACGACCAGCUUUCCUUGACUGGGUUUAUCAUAUUUGUGCUCAUUAAUUUUAAGGGACAUUAAAUUAGACCUAGGAAUCAUUAAAUCAGAUUGCUGUAUAUGCAAAACUGUCUAAAGCUGACAACCAAGUAGUUGGGCUGCAUUCAGGACAAAUCCAUUUUUCAUUCCUGUAUUUCCCAAGAUACCAUCAUUCUUGUAUUUUAAUGAGCAUGUGUGAUAACAACUAUUUAUAGGUAAUAGUAGACAUGUCAGACUAGUGGCCAAUUGCUGCCAAGCCUGGCCAGGUCUGAAACUUGGUGCCUCAAGCCAGUGUUUUCCACUGUAAAAAAAUCUGCUUAUUGAACAAGCUGAGUUUUCAACUUAAAAUACUGUAGCUAAAAUACAUAUGUUCAUUCGGAGCUUAUUCUAAAAUCACUAUGUUUAUCACACGUAGAAGUGAAGUUGGAUUUGGAUGCAUGAAACAAAAAAGAGGAUGCAGCUAAGAACAGAACACAACGGCUGAGACUAGAUUCCUACCUCGCUAUCUAAGUGCAGAAGGGCUUCACUUGAGUUUGACUGGAGUUCUUCAAUAUUGUGCCCUAGGAGUUGAAUGUGGCCCACUGAUUCUGCCAAUAUGUCUUCCAUUCAGUGGCUGCUAGUCAAUGAGCUGCUUUUUAACACAUGCAGCCUUUUAAUAUAAUGCACUCAUACAGAAUGAAGUUUGGCAUAGAUUUGGAGAAAGAUGAACGGGCCUUUCAAGAUUUUUUUAAAAGUUGUAUAUAGUAAACAAAGAAAAGAAAAGAAAAGAAAAGCAUAGCAUAGCAUACUGACUUGUGUCGUGUAUCACAAAGCUGUAUUUCUCUGCUAAAAAAAGAAUAUCAAGGUGAGGCAGAUGGGCACCCCUGCACUAUUUUAUUUAUUUCAAGAACUCAGUAUUCCCCAUCCUUUUCUUCCCCCAAAAAAUGCUUCAUUUAUGAAUAUUGUUUGUGUCUUGAUUUUCUUGGAAAACUGAAGAAGUACUAAUGUCAGGUUGGUUCCAGACUGAUUUCUGUUCUUUUCACUUUUUGAGUUAUAACUUUUUCUUCUGAAGAAGCCAUUGUAUAAUUUGUGCCUAACUUUAUAUUGAUAUAGCAGAAUAUAUAUCUUAGCUUCCACGUACAGAACAAUUAUUAAUAUUUAGCUCUGUAGUUCAGCUGUGUGAUUUGCCCCUGCUUUUUUCUUACAAAGUUAUUUAUACCACCUUUUGAUGUAUUCUUCUCUUUCAGUCAACAGGGGUGAGGGAAAUAGCUCAACCCUGACCCCACUCUAUGUAAAUGUAGUAUUAGUAAUAGUUGUUGUUGUUGUUAUGAUGAUAUAUAAUACAUAACUUCACAAGAUUCUUCUUCAAAAACAACUAUUUUGAGAUGUGCACACCUUAUUUUCAUUCAUCCACUCCCACCAUGUGAUCAUUCCAUAAUCACAUCAUGACCCACCUUUAUAAACUGCAAUGGAAAAGAAACAUUCUCACUUAAGAAAGGGAAAGAAUUUAGCUCAAUGACAUUCUUUCCACAGUUAAUUCUGCAUUGCAUUUCUCCACACAAUAUAGCCCAUAACAUUUUCCUGCAGUAUAUACAGUGCUGUACAAGUAUUGAUUUACAAAAUCAUUUUAAUCUAUUGAGUAGUUUGAGAUGAGAGCUUUGCAAGAACAAUUAACUUUACUGAAACAAACCAGUUCAUUGUAAAUGAGUAGACACAGGGGAGAUAAACAUGCCUUUCAUAAUUGGCACAACUGUAGCAUACAGCAUCCUCUUGUACUUUAUACAUGCAUCUCUGAGGUUUUAAAAAGUGAUCAGUGUUCAUGUAGCAUGUUCUAGGGCUGUUAUAUGUCCCUAUAAAAUAUCUUAGCAACCAGUGUAGAGGUGGUGAAUUCUAGACUAGCCUGCUUGCUUGCUUCUUCUCCACUCCUUGUGUUUGUAAGAGCUGAACUAAUUGUACUUCUUUCAGGGGACUGUUUUAAUUCCUUUUGUCUAUUUGUCUUCACAUUACAGGGUCUCAGGUAACUCUUGUGUUUAAAAUCUGUGUUUGUAGAUAGGCAGAUUUCAUCUUGCUUGGGGAGGGUGGUUAAUGUAUAAAAAGAGAAAACUAAAAUGACUCUAAAUUUUGUUGUAAGUUUACAAAUAUUUCUCAAAAUAUUUAUUUUGUAUUAAAUAUAUAAAAUAGGGUAUAUUCCAGCCAAAGUUCAGCACUUUCCUCUAUUUUUAGUGAAAAAGGUUUUAAAAACAUGUUUAAAGCACUUCAUGGAAAUAUUUGACAGUUAAAGUGGGUUUGAGACUGGCCAAAAUGUCACCUGAAAUCCUUUUGCUGAACUGUCUCUUCCAUGCGGCAAAUGGCAUCCCGCUAUCGGAUGACUGUCAGUCAUUGAGCUGCCAAGUAGAAGCACAAUUAAACAAAUUGCCAUUAGUUGGAAUAGAAAAUAGAUUUUUAAAAAAUCUAUUAACCCUUUUCUCGUUUAUGUUACAUAUCACAAUUUGCUGGGAUUUUCAUCAAAAAGGUUCCAAUGAAAUGAGGGGACAAGUGUGAAUGUUCAUGGGAUAGGUCAGUGGUUCUCAAUCUUUUCUUCACCACAGACCGCUCUUUAAAUAUCUUUUGUGGCCAUGGCCCAUGCUCUCCCCAAGAUUUAACUCAAGAUUUAAAUUAUAACAUUUCUGCAAGC